CUGUUUGUACGUGUGUGUGUGUGUGUGGGUGUGUGCGUGUGCAUGCCUGAGUUAGUCGAUUAGCGAGUGGACACUGUGAUCAGGCAUGCUGCUUUCAUUGAUCAUUACCAACCCAGCUGCUCAUACUCUGGACUCAUCAUGGAGACAGGGAAGCAAAUAACAGGCACACUGGCUAUAGCUGUGUUCACAGCAGCUCUGGGGUCGCUGCAGUACGGGUACAGUCUAGGAGUCAUUAAUGCACCUCAGAAGAUCAUCGAGAAAAAUUAUGCCCGCUCGCUGGGUUUGCUGUCUGAGAGGCUGGAGCAAUCAGAAAAUGGAACAGAUGAAACGGGUUUCUCCGAGUCAAGAAACCACCCUGAAGUGGUCAUGUACUGGUCUUUGUCAGUGGCCAUCUUCUCCAUCGGUGGCAUGGUGUCCUCCUUCCUGGUGGGAUUUGUGGGAGACCUGAGAGGGAGGGUGAAGGGAAUGCUGAUGGUCAAUGUUCUGGCUGUAGUCGCUGGACUGUUGAUGGGUCUCUGCAGGAUAUGGAAGCCCCACAUCAUGGUCAUAUCAGGCCGUGCAGUCAUGGGCUUCUAUUGUGGGUUGACGUCUGGAUUAGUGCCUAUGUACAUUGGAGAGAUUGCACCCAAAGCGUACAGAGGAGCUCUAGGAACCUUACACCAGCUGGCCAUUGUUAUUGGUAUCUUAAUCAGCCAGGUAAUAGGCUUGGACUUUGUACUUGGUAAUGAUGCAAUGUGGCCGCUGCUGCUUGGUCUGUCUGGAGCCCCUGCAAUCCUACAAUCCCUACUGCUUCCUUUUUGUCCCGAGAGCCCGCGCUAUCUUUACAUUUUGUUGGGAAAAGAGCAAGAGGCUCGAAAAAGCCUGCAUCGUCUAAAGGGGGCAUAUGAUCCAACUCCUGAUCUGGAAGAAAUGAAAAGAGAAAAAGAUGAGGCAGAUAAGGAACCCAGAGUUUCCAUCCUGUCUUUGAUCUUCUCCUCUGUGUAUAGACAGCAGCUGUUUGUUGCCCUUAUGAUGCACCUCUCCCAACAGCUUUCUGGCAUUAAUGCAAUCUUUUAUUACUCCACAGCCAUCUUUGCACAAGCUGGUGUCAGUCAGCCCGUCUAUGCAACUAUAGGAGUCGGUGUCAUUAACACGGUUUUUACUCUUGUCUCUGUGGCACUUGUGGACAAAGCUGGACGACGUACUUUGUCUCUGGUGGGUUUGGGAGGCAUGUGCUGCUGUGCAGUUGCCAUGACAGUGGGUCUCAAACUCCAGAAUGACUUCUCAUGGAUGAGCUACGUCAGCAUGUCCGCUAUCUUCCUAUUUGUGAGCUUCUUUGAAAUUGGUCCAGGUCCAAUCCCAUGGUUCAUAGUGGCUGAGCUUUUCAGCCAGGGACCUCGACCUGCAGCCAUCGCUCUCGCAGGCUGCUGCAACUGGACCAGUAACUUCAUCAUAGCUAUGACAUUUCCUUACAUACAGGUUUGGUUGGAUUGUUACGUUUUCAUCCUGUUUGCCAUUUUGCUUUUCGUCUUUACCCUGUUUAUUUAUCUCCGUGUCCCCGAGACCAAGGGCAAAACCUUUAAGGAGAUCGCUGCUGUCUUCCAGAAGAAACCUGGGACUCCCAAAGACAAUGCUGAACUGCAGCAGCUCAAAACCUCCACAGAUGCUUAAAUUUGUAUUAACCCAAUUCAAAGUGGAACGUUUGACACUUCUGACUGAAAUAACAACUAUUUGUAUUGUAAUGUUUACACUGAAUCAAAAAUUCAAACUUGUAUUGCAGUAUUAUCCGUUAAAAAUUAAUAAAAAAAUAAUGUUUUAUAACAACAACAAA
Molecule: messenger RNA, 1810 nt
Organism: Nothobranchius furzeri (turquoise killifish)
Lineage: Eukaryota; Metazoa; Chordata; Actinopteri; Cyprinodontiformes; Nothobranchiidae
Gene: slc2a2
Product: solute carrier family 2 member 2
Biological process (GO): monosaccharide transmembrane transport
Cellular component (GO): membrane; brush border
Molecular function (GO): hexose transmembrane transporter activity
Source: RefSeq, a predicted model, not a curated record